Molecule: messenger RNA, 3966 nt
Organism: Drosophila persimilis
Lineage: Eukaryota; Metazoa; Arthropoda; Insecta; Diptera; Drosophilidae
Product: E3 ubiquitin-protein ligase SHPRH
Exons: 10
Coding region: 175-3957 (1260 amino acids)
Biological process (GO): DNA damage response; protein polyubiquitination
Cellular component (GO): nucleus
Molecular function (GO): ubiquitin protein ligase activity; ATP binding; ATP-dependent chromatin remodeler activity
Source: RefSeq, a predicted model, not a curated record
UCGAGAUACAUCCCUAGCGUCCAAUUCUUUCAUCGGCGCCCGCUAAACAGCACUCAACUCCCAGUCCUGCGAGAAUCAAACGGAAAUAUACAAUUGUACAUUUAACUUCUUCAACUAUUCGCAGAGCACACGAGGCCAAGGGUCUAUUCGUGUUCCUUCGCUGCGAAAUAAAAGAUGAAUCCUCCUAUUGUUUUAUGCGAAAUCGCAGAUGAAAUUCCCAUAGAAUCUGUGAGCGAGCCUUCGCAAUUCACUUAUGCCAUAAAGGGCUGGGAACUAAUGCACUUCUUUGGGCCGGAGCAUGCAAAGAUACUCUUAGAAUGCAUAAAAAAGUGCGAAGUCGAGCGUCCCCGAAAGUUGGUCUUCAAAGCCAUAAAAAAAGAUGCCAAAUGGAUCUUGGUGCUUUUGCAGCAGGCGACUCGUUCCCAGCCCCGUCCGCUUGACAUGGAAAUGGCUGCCAUACUAUUGCCAAUUGUGUUCAAAAAUUUCUGCCUGGAGACCAGCUUGGAUUUUGCAGUGGCCGAGCAGGAGAAGCUGUAUCAGCGACCACUCAAAACGUAUGUGUCCACGAAGCUAUACGAUGCUCUCUACGACAGACACCAGAAGGCGCGAGAGGGCAAGGACAAGCCUUUGGAACUUCCCGACUGCUUCCAGUCGACGUUGCGCAAAUACCAAGAGCGCAGCGUUUGCUGGAUGCUUAGUCGCGAGCAAGAGUCAAAUGAAUUUACUGGGAACUACUCCGUUCUGCACGCGGUGGAUGGACAUACACGCGUGCUCAAGCAUGACUACUGUCUGCAGUUCUAUCCGUUUCAGGAGAAACUGCCAAAGAUAAUUUUGCCCCCGGGUGGCAUCCUAGCAGAUGAAAUGGGUUUGGGCAAGACGGUGGAGUUCCUUGCCAUGCUGCUGCUCAAUCCCAGAGUUAAGGGCACAUUCAACAACAAAUAUUGGCUAGAACUUUUAGAGAGUGUCGACGAUUACGUGCCCCUAAAGAAGCCGCGGCUGCAGGAAGAACUGUUUUGCAUUUGCACCAAAAAAAAGGGCAUCCAGAUUAAGUGCAGAAGGUGCAAACUGUGGCAGCACGAGGAGUGUAUGAAUAGCAGUGACGAGCGGGAUGCGAAUGAUCCCCCAUAUGUGUGUCCCAGCUGCUGGUCGGAACUGGGAAACAUGGAAGACACGCAAUUGGUAGAGUCCGGAGCCACUAUCAUAGUCUCGCCCAAUGCCAUUAAGAUGCAGUGGUUCAACGAGAUGCAAAAGCACAUCUCGCCUGCCCUGAAGGUCCUACUGUACCCCGGCCUGCACUCUGGCUCGUGGUAUAGUCCCUUGGAGCUGGCCAAGUACGAUGUUGUGCUCACAGAUUUUCUUAUCCUUCGCAAUGAGAUUCAUCACACCGCAGACCACAAGUCCGAUCGCCAAAUGCGCCACCAGCAGCGCUAUAUGCGUCCCAGCUGUCCGCUUCUCAUGGUUAACUGGUGGCGUGUCUGCCUGGACGAGGCUCAGAUGGUGGAGAGCACCACCUCGAAUGCGGCGGAAAUGGUGCGGAUGCUGCCGGCUGUAAAUCGUUGGGCCGUCACUGGAACUAUUGACGAUCUGCCGCCACUCUUGCAGUUCGUUGGCUUCAACGAGGCCUGCCAGCCGCCCGCUGCCUGGCAGACUGUCGAUAAGUCCUUUCAGCUGAACCACAACCCAAAGCCAUUGCUGGAUCUGCUAGAGCACAGCUUGUGGCGCACCUGCAUGUCGAAGGUGAAGCACGAGCUUGGGAUUCCACCGCAAACGGAAGUGGUGCAUCGUCUGGAGCUUAGCAAUGUGGAAUCUCUGUACUAUCGCGAGGAGCACAAUAAGUGCCACGAACAGUUCCUCCAGGAAGUGGCAAAGAAUACGCAUCAUAACGAGGACAACAGCUCCCGUCUGGCGGCCAUUUCUCCGCAGCUGCUGCGGAUCAUCCUAAAACCAUUUCUGCGCAUACGCAAGACCUGUUCCGUGCCCGUCGUGAACAACAACAGUUUGCACACGUUAUCUUUUCUGGAUCCACAGGACCUCCUAAAUCAUCUGAUAUCCAACAACGAAAACGAAUGCAAGAAGCAGCUUCGCAGUUGGGCCUCGGCGUACAAUGGAUCGGCAGCCAUAUACUUUAUACGCAAACAUUACCACCAGGCCAUCAGGCAGUACAAGCUCUUGCUGAAGCUAGCAGCGGACUACAACAAAGACAACAUAUCCGUGGACAGUGUGCUCCAGAUUCAUGCUCUCUAUAACAUUCUGCAAGCGAGCGCUCUGGCUGCCCCUCAAGACAGGAUAUCCGAAAUCGAGGAGACCACCUAUAAAUCACAGAUGCAGAAGUUUGGGUGGAAGUACCUGGAGGAAACCUCCAAAGUUCUCCAAUCGGCUCUCAGUGCCUACCAGUUGAAGAUAUCUGAAAUGCACACGCUGGAGGAUCAGUUCCGUGGCAGCAUUGUCCAAUUUCUGGCCACAGUGGUCAACCUCAAGCAUUCCCUCCAUGAUGUCAUGUUAAGCAAGGUGCAGUAUGUCGUUGUUGAUAAAUUGGAGCACGUCCACUCCAUAGCGGGCAUAAUUUAUGUAAUUGAAAUGUGGCACCAACGUCUCGAGGAUCUGAAGAUCAACUUAUUUUCUGAAUUCGAGUAUCUGCAAGAUAUCAUUGGUCGGGCUGUUGGGGCAGUCAAGGCGGGAGAGGCCCUAACAGCGGAAAUCACUAGUUUUAUAACCAAUGUUUCCGAUUGUCAUCUGGCUGAGAUUUUGCAGAAUGAAGGCAAAAAGAAACCAAAAAAGCCGCGCACUUGUCGUCUGUGCAAGAUUCGUGAGACCUUGCAUAAAUUCGAAUGUCUUGUGUUUGACAAAGAAAACGACAUGACCGAAGGCCUGGAGAAGCCCAGCAUGGAGAUCAGUGUUCUGAAAAUAAUCUUUACAUUCGUGCGAUCAAAAUCAGAAUUCAGUGACUACCUUGGCGAAUGUAAAAUCAAAUUGGAUUUGCUCUCCUGUCUCCAGGGACUGGCCAAAUCCAUGGCAAAGUACUGGAUCGAGGUGGAGUAUAUGGUGAAGUCAUUCGAUGAGCUGGAAAUGUGCAAGAUGCGCAUUCUGCUGACCGAUGAUCCCAAAGAGCAGUCGAAUUUCCGCAUCCUGAGGGGCCAGGUCGAUGAGCAAUUGCGGACGAAUCUGAUCAAACUGGAAAUCGCACAGCGUAACUUCACGCGGCUGAAUGGACGCCUCAAGUAUUUGAAGCACUUGAAGGAGGACAACAGUGCCAGGAACUGUCCGAUUUGCCAGACCGAUGAGGAUUCGAGAUAUGUUAUGAUGGUUUGCGGCCACUUUAUUUGUCAGGACUGUCUCGACGAAAUGAAGAGGAAAAAAAACCUUGAGUGCAGCACCAAGUGUCCCAUAUGUCGCCAGGAUUCGCCGGAGUUAUAUCAUUCCGUUCGUCCUGGGGUGGCGAAAACGAUGGUUGGGAGCUUUUCCACGAAAAUCACCUGCAUAGUGCAACUGAUUCUCAAGAUUACUGCUGACGAUAAUCAGGCUAAGAUCCUCAUCUUUUCGCAAUGGCAGGCAAUACUAGAGCAAAUUUCAAUUGCACUGAGGUUGAAUAGGAUUGUGUUUCGCAAAUGCAGUAACAUGGAUCUGGAUGAGUUUAAGAGCACAGAAAUGAAUGUUACCUGCCUGUUGAUGGCCUUGUCACGUGGCUCCAAGGGUCUGAAUCUGAUCGAGGCCACACAUGUGUUUCUGGUGGAGCCAAUCCUCAAUCCUGGCGAUGAACGCCAGGCCAUUGGUCGUAUUCAUCGCUUCGGCCAGACAAAAGCGACGACAGUUCAUCGGUUUAUAGUGAAUGGCACCAUUGAAGAGAAUAUUCUGUCGCUAAUUUCAUCAGCCGAUGAUAGUAAAACCCUCGGUACGCACUGGGAUCUAGAGAACUUGACGUUGGACAGCUUAAAGAAGCUUUUCAUUCUCAAGGAGUAGACUAAACGA